Messenger RNA from Scatophagus argus, 4294 nucleotides. RefSeq names its product RUNX family transcription factor 3 (gene runx3). The transcript is spliced from 8 exons. Gene Ontology annotation, cellular component: nucleus. Gene Ontology annotation, molecular function: ATP binding; DNA-binding transcription factor activity, RNA polymerase II-specific; RNA polymerase II cis-regulatory region sequence-specific DNA binding. The record is from RefSeq and is a predicted model, not a curated record. NCBI's taxonomy places the organism in Eukaryota, Metazoa, Chordata, Actinopteri, Scatophagidae. Gene Ontology annotation, biological process: hemopoiesis; regulation of cell differentiation; regulation of transcription by RNA polymerase II. The coding region runs from base 302 to 1564 and encodes 420 amino acids.
GUGUGGAGGAUGGCGAGGAGGAUGCAGAUACACUGUGGCUUUUAGCCUCUUACUAGCACUGACGCUCCUGUCAGGCCACCACCAUCGUGAGAGAGGAAGAAAAAGACAGACCGUACUAUCGGGCUAGCUGGCUAACCUCAGACCCUCGGCCCCCUGUGUGACAGAGGACCACAAACCCAGCCCUCCCCGCCGGCCUGCUUCUGCCACCCGGGUUCCGUUGGGUGGGCCCCCUCUCAUCUCCAGCCCUGGUCGGUGGAGAUCGACCACAGCGAAGGCUACACACCUUUUUGGCUUCCCUGUCAUGGCAUCCAACAGCAUCUUUGACUCCUUCUCCAACUACAGCAGCAGUCUACUCAGAGAGCCGCCCACCACCAGACGGUUCACGCCGCCCUCCACGUCCUUCCCCUGCAGUAAGAUCGGAGACGGCAACGGGGCCAUGGCCACCCCGGGGCCCCUCAGGUCAAGACCUGAUACCAGGAACGUGGUGGACGUCCUGGCGGACCACGCCGGCGAGCUGGUCCGGACCGACAGCCCCAAUUUCCUCUGCUCCGUCCUUCCUUCUCACUGGAGGUGCAACAAGACGCUCCCUGUGGCUUUCAAGGUCGUGGCUUUGGGUGAUGUCCCCGACGGAACUCUGGUCACCGUGAUGGCCGGGAACGACGAGAACUACUCGGCCGAGCUGAGGAACGCCUCCGCAGUGAUGAAGAACCAGGUGGCCCGCUUCAACGACCUGCGCUUCGUGGGCAGGAGCGGACGAGGAAAGAGCUUCACUCUGACCAUCACUGUGUUCACCGGACCGCCACAAGUGGCCACCUACCACCGCGCCAUUAAAGUCACCGUGGAUGGACCCCGAGAACCACGCAGGCACAGAGUGAAGAUUGAAGACCCCCAGAAGAUGCAGUUUUCGGACAGAUUGUCAGAGAUUGAGCGCUACCAACGGAGUAUGCGAAUACCAGUGAACAAUAAUCCCCGUCCCAUCCACCAAUCCCACCUGGGUACCACACAAGCAGCCCUUUGGCAGGAGCAAAUUGACACACCUGCUCUGAAGACAUGCAAGGUGGAGGAGGAUCUGAGACCAUGGCCAGGGACUACAGAUCUCUUCCAGCAGAGGAGCACCUUCCCGUCUCUGUCUCCGCUGACUGACCCGCGCUUCUCAGACCCCCGGAUGCACUACCCUGGUGCCUUUCCCUACUCCAACACCUCCAGCACUGGCAUCAGCGGCCUCAGCAUGUCAGCCUCUUCCAGAUACCACACCUACCUGCCGCCCCCCUACUCAAACAACCAAACCCAGAACUUCCAGUCCAACUCCUAUCUGUAUUAUGGCACAGGCUCUGGAUCCUACCAGUUCUCCAUGGUGGCACCAGGAAACACCGGGGGAGAGCGUUCCCCCACCCGCCUGCUGUCCUGCUCGGGGGCCACAGGCACCGGAGGGACCAACAGCCUUAUGAACCCGGGGCUGAACAACCAGAGCGAGGGCGUGGAGGCCGACGGCAGCCACAGCAACUCCCCCACUGCCAUGAGCGCCUCGGGCCGUUUGGAUGAGUCUGUCUGGAGGCCUUACUGACUGACAGAUAGCUAGACAGUCAGAUGGUGCAGGAGAAGUGAGGGAGGAAAAUUAAAGGGGAUGAUGAACAAAUAAUAUGAACACUGAAAGACAAAAAAAACAAAAAAAAAAGAGAAAUUCUGCAUGUUUGCCUUUUAUUUCUCCAGCACUCGCUUUCAAGACUCUCUGCGUUUUACCAACUCUCAAGACUUCCAUGUAUUUUGUAAAUUUUGAGUAAACUCCUGCACUGUGCUAAAAACAUUUACUCUUUAAAAGGACUAUAUAAAUUGAGAUUAUGUUGAGCUGAAACUGUAAAUAGGAUUGAGGCAAAACCAGAGAAGAAACCUUUCAGGGUCUCUUUUCUGGUGUACACAGCUAGUCAUUAAAGACAAAAGACAGUGGCGCUUUGGUCACUCAGUACAGCUGAUGAUGAACUGAAAAACCACAGUGGACAUUCAUCAAACAGACUGUUCAGACUGGAGAAAAAGCAGUCAGACGGAUGUCUGCUCACCUGAGUGACGGCCUUCCACCGCAUGGCUGCACUGCUGUAGCAAUCGGUUCUUCUAAGCUUUGAUUUCUGUAAAAAUUUGAUUACUUCAAAAAUGUGUCAGUUGUGAAAACAUCUUCAUUUGCAUCCAGGGCUGUUUCAUGUGCUCUCGGUACUCAUGUAGUACCUUAUUGCCUAAUUUAUUAUCCAAAUGGACACAUUUGCCUUUGGUGCUAUGAUAUGCAGUUGAUGAUUCAACACACAUCGCUGAAACAACAUCAUUUUAAUCUUCAGGACUCAUGUUUAUGAAAUGAAUUCUCCUCUGCUGUGUCAUCAGUGUAUCCAGUUUCAACAGGACUGGCUGAUUUCUGAGGAAUGUAAAAGACUCACACAGAGGGUGUUUGUUGGUUUCUAAACUACAGGAAUAUUUAAGUCCUGUUGUGUUUAAUCUUUACUUUUUUUUUCAGAUUUCUUAUUGAAGCUUCUUUCUGCAAAAAACAGUCCUGGUAUUGUAUUUUUGAACUGGAUGACAUGGUUUACUUUUGAUAUUUAUUUGAGCCAAAUUGUGAAGAAAUGUGCGCAUAUAUGCAAGAUCCUUAAGCAUUUCUUUCUACCUUUCCUUUUUCAUACACACACACACACACACACAGUAUAUUUACCAUAUUUUGUUGUUAAGUAUAAAUUUGGAAUUUGUGUAAUAUAUUGUUACUAAAUUAUAAAAAAACAAAACCUUUAAUGUAAUUAUUUUGUCUCCCAAUGUAGCUUUGAUGCACUAAAAACUUUUAUUCCUUACGAACCACGCCCAACAGGUUCUGUUAGUGAGAUGGUGUAUCUAGAGCCAUAAUCUUUUAAACAAUUUCCAAACUGCCUUCCUGCGCCAAAUAAGCCAUUUGCUUAAUUUUUGCACUAUGUUUGAACUUUCAUUUCUCUUUUUUUUUUUUUUUUGGUUAUGUAUUUACAAAUAGCUGAAACUCUGCCCAACCAAAUAUUAAGUAUUCCUUCACAUACAUUUGCUGAACAUGCUUAAAGUGUCCUUUUAUCAAAUCCUCCUCCAAUUAACCAAUGAUUUCAUGGCACACACACAUAUUCCUGCACAACAGGUGUGUGUGUACAUUCCCCCUGCUUGUUGGGUGUUUACCCUGCAGUUACACAUGUGAUCCCUCAACCACUAGAGGAGGAAGAGUGGGAUGAAGGGAUAGAAAAAGGAGGUGGGGUCAGAGUGGUAUCUUCUUACCAACACCAAGGGCAGUUACGCAAAAAAAAGAGAAAAAGAAAAAAAAAGCCAUCUCUUGUUGUGCACGGGUCCCUUUGUUCUGUAUAAUCAGUGAGUGCUUUGAAGCCUUUAUGGCCCAGACUCUGGUCUUUCCUGGUCUAAUUUACUGAUCAUCAGUGCCAGGGGCUGAUGGCUUUGCCAAUAAUUCAUAUGCCUACACGGAUCAUCUGGGUAUGAAUUGUGUAGAGGCAUUUACAGCAGGUGUCAGGUGUCUCACAUCUACUAGAAAAGCCAGUCUAGGAAGCAUUCGUUACUCUGAAAGAUGGACAUUUAGUUGCUAUAAAAGUGAGAUUUAAUUUCAACGUGACUAGUGAUCAAAAAGGCUUGUAUUGCAGCUCAGGUAAACGUGUGUUUGCAAGGUGUUUUGAAGAUUUCACAUGAAGACCCUCAGCCUUAUUCCACUUUGAACAAUGAGCAACAAUGUCUCAUUCCCAUUUCCCUUUGAUUUUAGAGGAAAAGCAUGCUUCCCUGCUCUCUCCUCUGGAGCCUUUAUACCAUAGAGGACCUUACUUUAUUAUGGGCAGAAAUCAUGCAGCUAGAGAGAGACCACAUGUGUACUUAUAUUUGUGUGGUUCCUUCAAAAAGAAAAAACCAAAGAUAUUCACAACUGCCUGUAAUACUGUCAGGAUGUCAAUGAUGGGAAAGCUGUGUGGCAAAUGAGUCAUGUCAUGCUCUCUUAUAUCAUUCUUUAUGCAAAAUUAAGAAGCAAAACUGUACAAGUGAGUUGUGUUUUAUUGUAUAUUGGAUGAAAGAGCACAAUGUUAUUUUAUUUUAUUUUUACAUGCCCUUUUCAUAUACCAAAAUGUUAAUUCAUCUUCCUUUCAUUUCUCUUUAUGCUCAAAGCAUGUACAUCUGAAACUGAUAUGUUAAUUUAAGAAUCUCAUCUAUGUAUGUAAUGAUAUCGUUAAUGCUUCCAUACUGAGUGCCUGUAAAGUUUGCUGAUAAUGUAGUUUUUAAUCAUUUUAAUUAAAAAAAAAAAAAACGUGUCUCA